Messenger RNA from Amorphotheca resinae ATCC 22711, 2772 nucleotides. RefSeq lists its product as hypothetical. The record is from RefSeq and is a predicted model, not a curated record. Gene Ontology annotation, biological process: actin cytoskeleton organization. The coding region runs from base 226 to 2748 and encodes 840 amino acids. The transcript is spliced from 5 exons. Gene Ontology annotation, molecular function: actin binding. NCBI's taxonomy places the organism in Eukaryota, Fungi, Ascomycota, Leotiomycetes, Helotiales, Amorphothecaceae.
CAUCAACCGUUAGCUCUUGUUGAUUACAUCGUACAAUCUUCGUAAUAAUACUCCCUUCACUAGUGUUUUUCUUUCCCUAAUUGAAGAUCCUCCGCUUCUACCCCUAACCUCUACCUACCACGUCGUCCUCGAAAACGAAGAACGAAUGCAGCUAUAAGCCCAACGCCCAAGCACCGAAAAGCUAUCUGCUUUUUGGGUACUCCACGAACGCAGUCAAGCUACACUAUGGCUGCCCUCGUUCAAUCAUACCCCCAGCAGUCUAGUACCAUUACCAUGCUCCAGACGCGUCCGUCUUCAGCAUCAGGGAUCCUACAAUCUUCUUCACAGACCCCAUCACACCAUCAAUACGCUGCCACUCCAACACAGAUGCAUCGGAACAGCUUCCAUGGGAUGAACAACGGCAUGAUGUCAAAUUAUCGUGGGCCUGCACCGAUCGCUCCAUAUGCAUUCACUAGUACCCCUGGACUCGUGACCGGAUCGCGUACGCAAAGUGGCCCUCACCUUCGAGCAGACCAAAGAGCUUCUUCAACUGGGGCUGUUCCGACUACGUCUUCGGAAUCGGCAAAUACAAUGAACCGAUCACAGCAUCUUACUGCCGCUUCUGUAUCUACCACAUCGUCGUCGUCUGAUCACUCCUCUUCAAGCCAAAGGUCAGGCCCGGGGGACGAUUCGUCAGUUUCAAGUGCUGCUCGAGCUCCUACUGGAAAUUCUCGAUCUCAGUUGACUGUUACACCCACUUCCAGCCAUUCCCUUGCCGCUCCACUGGCUUCUCCAACGACAAAAACUUCUCCUGAUCGAUAUCGUCGGCCAAAUAACCGUCGUACAGAGUCCUCUCCGCAAUCCAACACUCAGGCUUCGGCAAUGCCAAAUACUAUGCAGUUCUACGGUAGCAGCACCCAACCACCCAUGGCACCUCCCAUCACACUCCAGGAAUUCAAUCUUCAGAUCCCACAAUUCUUGAGACAACUUGGGGCUUACACUCCUACUCCAGGCGUCGUUGCUGAUGACAUGCAAUUAAAUCGCCACAUGAGCCAUGAACAAUCACAGAAAUAUCGGCGUCGGAGCAUUCAUACAAUUGACGCAGCCGAAUACUCGCAUGGUAGCGGUUUGGCAUUACAACAGCAGGGAUUACGUCUGGUUAACAGCGCUAACGGCCGAAUUGACCAGCAGCAACAACACCCCCUGCGAAGUUCUCCAGUUGUUGCUCCUCGACCGGGUGCUUCCCAUGGACGCAGCGGAAGCAGUGAGAGUACAAAUUCUGUGCGGAGCAACCAUCAUUCUCGGCCAAAUUCUGUCAAGCGAGAAGCAGGCAUAGCGUCCAUGGCAACUACAAACCCCGCUUCGUCCUCGUCCUCCCAAGCUGCAGAACAGACAUCGUCCAGAAAUGAAUCAGCAAGGCUUGUAAAUAUCCCCACCCGUGGUUCUUCUUCCGAUGCCUCAAAAAGAAUCACCAACCCUUCUCCUUUGUCCAAGCCGAUGGCAAUGAAUCCCGAGCCCUCGGCUUCCAAGGAUUCGUUCGCAUCGACAGUAAAUGCGGCUCUUCAAACGCCGGCAAAACCAACCCACGCGCAGGCCGCCCAUAGCACGAAAUCUCAGAGCCCUGCUGCAAAGCAGUUGGCUGCCUUAAAUGAGAAGGAUGGCAAGAAAAACAAAACUUCGCGAUUGCGGAGAGCCUUCUCGUUUGGAAGCGCUGCAGAGCUGCGUAAGGCCUCAGCCGAGAACAGUGCUGCCAAUAACGCGGCCGUAGCGGCCGAGAGCGUCAAACUUCGAAAAGAAAAAUACCAAGAUGAGCAAGAAGCCGAACAGGCCCGAAUUGCUCAACAACAAGAGGCUGGAGGUAUCGGAUCUGGAAUUUAUUCAGGACAGGGUAAUUUCUUCACGGGCUCGACUGAUAAUCUUUCUAUAUCUUCGACAGCAUCAUCCGCCUCGAUCAUGAUCAGGAAGAUGGGCCGAGGUAUGAAGAAAUCUACUCGAUCUCUUGUUGGAUUAUUCCGGCCAAAGUCUGUUAUCGGUGUUCCCGCUGCGGAUGCUGCUCUACCAGAAGUUAGCCAAGCUCAAGUAUCCAUGGUUACUGUGGAGGCCGAAAGGGAGAAGGUCAACGUAAAUGCAAACCCGCAUGACCAAGCUAAAGGAGGCACUGGAUAUCCCAGGCUGGAGAGAAACUCUGUGGAUGCAGCCAAUACUAGCAACGAACGUCUCGGAAGCUCAAGCACCGAAGAUUCCGCAGCUAGGAAGAGUAUCGUCGGUGGUGAGAAGGAGCGUGCAGAAGUUCUUGCGGCCGUCAAGAAAGGAAUUCUCAAACACUCUGGUAAUUCUUCCCCAGUCAUACGCCCGGUACUCGACACCAAGACAGCAAGCCUCCAGUUGCCACAAAUCCCACACGUCAACGACUCACCAAGUUCUUCAGCCCCGAGCACACCCAGCGAUGAACAACAGGGUCAUAGGCGGACUGGUUCAGUGACGUUGGGUGGUGAGGACUAUUUCAUGUCGGCUCUGCGGCUCCGAGUUGACUCGAAGAGCGUCCCGGUAACUCCACAUGGAGGAACCAAACGAAGUGCCACCUUUAGCCCCCGGAUCCAAUUUCACGACACCUGGCCCAGCGGGGAGUACGACCGUAGAGGCGAGAUUGCCACUUGCAACCGUUUGACUCCAAUGCUUGCUCAGCAGAUCAAGGAGGAGCUUAACACUUUCAAGAUGCAGGAAAUGGAGGUGCACGAGAAUUCUAAGAUCUACACACACUUUUUCUGACGAAACCACGAUUACGGCUGCUCA